Molecule: messenger RNA, 767 nt
Organism: Schistocerca nitens (vagrant locust)
Lineage: Eukaryota; Metazoa; Arthropoda; Insecta; Orthoptera; Acrididae
Exons: 7
Coding region: 109-636 (175 amino acids)
Source: RefSeq, a predicted model, not a curated record
UCAGGUUAUGUUCAUAACAGUCAAAUACCUGAUUUAUUAGUGGUUGCUAUUUUUGGCCUGUCCGGUAAAGUCGCUACGUGUAUCUUCAUAAAAGAAACGGUUGAGAUUAUGACGUGUUGUGAGGAGCAGUUUGCCUAUGCAGUGAUUUCCGUCAUGUAUUUCGUGACUGACUGGAAAAGGCGGACAGUGAAGUUCAAACAUUCGCUAUACUGUAGAAUUGAAGCCAUGGACCAGGACCCAACAAUGUGGAUAAAAAAAGAGGAAACUGAUGAAGUAAAAACUGAGUUACACUCGAUGGCCGACAAAAUUUUCCAAUACUCAGUUUUGACAACCAGAGGCAACAUCUGCCCAGUGAGAGCUCGACAUUUGGAGGAUGGAUGCAAACAAGGCUCAGGUUUACCCAUCCAGCAUGAGGAGGGUGUGAAUAAAGAGUUUCUUGAAGACCCAUUAAAGACUGAAGGACCUAGUGUUUCGGUAAAGCAAGAUCCCGAACUGAAACAACAUGCUGAUGGAUCAGAGCAUAAUUCUGUUAAAGAUCCAUUUGGAAUAUCUUGGUCCACUGAUUUUAUCAAGGAGGAUCCUGAAUUGAAUUUGGAAAUUAAUGUCACUGAGGAUAUUGCUGGUGAACAAAGCUGAUGGUGGAAUGUACCUCUACAGUCCCAUGCAUAGGUCAGGCCCAUUCAGCACUGAGUAUAUACCCUGAUAACACCACCAGCUGUCUACUGUAGAUUUUGUCAGUCAAGCAACAUGUAAAAGUAUAAAGUUAU